This is a messenger RNA of Coregonus sp. 'balchen', 6244 nucleotides long. NCBI's taxonomy places the organism in Eukaryota, Metazoa, Chordata, Actinopteri, Salmoniformes, Salmonidae. The record is from the annotation of a GenBank genome assembly.
UAGUGGCUGUGGUAACUAGUGACAACAAUCAUCCAUUCCGAAACUGAUGAGUCGAUUAGCCUAGAUUUUGUUUUACUACGUCUGAGUUCGUUGGUGAUCAAUACUUGACAAUGGCUGGGGAAAUGUCUAUGAUCGGUAAGUAAGAUUUAACCGUAACGUGUGCUUGUUGUUGUGUAACUAACCAGCUGUUUAACUUGCUAACUGUAACUAGCAAGUGGGCUGACAAGUUACCGGCGGUAGCUGGCUAGUUGCUACCUAAAUUACAGUAGUCAAUUAACGUUAGCUGGAAAGGUAAACAAAGUGUCAUAGCUGUCAACGCUGAAUUAAUAUGUAAAUAAGUAGGCUAUCGGUACCAGUUGUUAGUUAGCUAGCUAAAUGCGAGUUAGCUACGUAGUAAACAUCCAUCUUCCGUGUCGCAGGAUCGGUCAUUCUGGCUCUAUUUCUGGCUGGCUAUCUGGGCCAGCAGUAUCUGCCUCUACCGAAACCCAAAGUUAUCGGUCUAGAUCUGGGAACCACUUUCUGCUCCGUGGGAGUAUUCCACCCGGGUACCGGAGAUGUGGAGGUGAUAGGGGAUGAGGAGGGGCGGAAGACCAUCCCUAGUGCGGUGUCGUUCACCCCUACCGAAGUCCUCGCCGGUCACGAGGGUCAGGAUCUGGCCGACAGCAAUCCUGAAAACACAAUCUAUGAUGCCAAGCGGUUUAUUGGGAAGAUAUUCGAACAAGAGCUCCUUCAGCAGGAAAGUGCUCGCUAUCCAUUCAAGGUACGGUACAGUACAUACUCCUGUAGUUACUUUGACAGUCAAUACACCACAGUGGAAAGGAUUUAAUACAGCAUCAGUAUUUGGCUGCAUAAGCUAUGUGUGAUUACAGGUGUAUAAAUAUGCUAUAUCAAUGACUGCUGACUUUCAUUUGUAACAAUAUACCUUUCUUUCAGGUGAUAAACAACAAUGGCAGUGCAGAGUUCUUGGUCACCACCAACCAGACGUUCACUGUUACUCCCGAGUUCAUUGGUUCUCGGCUGCUACUGAAGUUGAGGAAGAUGGCGGAGCGUCACCUGGGUGUCCCCAUUCAGAGGGCUGUUAUCUCUGUCCCUGCAGAGUUUGAUGAGAGACAGAGGAACUACACCAUCAGGGCUGCCAACCUGGCCGGUCAGUCUCUACCUGGCAAUACUGUAUCAAGUCAUACAAUAUCUGAUUUGAUGUGUAAACAAAGCUACAGGAAAUACUUACUGUAUAGCUUUUUAGUAUAGUCUCAUUUAGAAACAGUCUAUCAUACAGGGAUUGACAUUAAGGGUUGCCCUGUUGCCUGGGGCAAGUAAACUGAUCAGUCAUGCAAGUUGAGCCUGCUCUGAGGUGUUUUUAUUGAUUUAUUUUUAAAAGAACCAAGCUGCAAAGAAUUCCUAGACUUAAACUGGUCUUUCUGGUUCAUCCACAUUGUGUAAGUGAAGGACAGAUAAUUUAUGGUGAGCUGAGCUUGCUCUGAUGUUUUUUUUUACUGAUAACAACCUAAAUACAAAGCAUUCGAUUACUUAUCUUUCUGAUUCCUCUCCUAUGUGUAGGUGAAAGGCAGGCAAUAUGACACUUCUGCUUGUAAAUAGCUAAUUUACAUUUUCUGAUGUACAACUUCCUUACAGACUUCAAUGUUAAUCCCUGAUAUAAUGAGGUGUUUGUUCUAAACCCAUAACUUACAUACAUACAGUACCGGUCCAAAGUUUUACAACACCUACUCAUUCAAGGGUUUUUCUUUAUUUUUACUAUUUUCUACAUUGUAGAAUAAUAAUGAAGACAUCAAAACUAUGAAAUAACACACAUGGAAUCAUCUAGUAACAGUGUUGAAACAAAUACAAAUCUAUUUUAUAUGAUAUUCUUCAAAUAGCAACCCUUUGCCUUAAUGACAGCUUUGCACACUCUUGGCAUUCUCUCAACCAGCUUCAUGAGGUAGUCACCUGGAAUGCAUUUCAAUUAACAGGUAUGCCUUCUUAAAAGUUAAUUUGUGGAAUUUCUUUCCUUAUUAAUGCGUUUCAGCCAAUCAGUUGUGUUGUGACAAGGUAGGGGGGUAUACAGAAGAUGGCCCUAUUUGAUAAAAGACCAAGUCCAUAUUAUGGCAAGAACAGCUCAAAUAAACAAAGAGAAACGACAGUCCAUCAUUACUUUUAAGACAUGAAUGUCAGUCAAUAUGGAACAUUUCAAAAACUUUGAACGUUUCUUCAAGCGCAAUGAUGAAACUGUCUCAUGAGGACCGCCACAGGAAUGGAAGACCCAGAAUUACCUCUGUUGCAGAGGAUAAGUUCAUUAGCGUUACCAGCCUCAGAUUGCAGCCCAAAUAAAUGCUUCACAGAGUUCAAGUAACAGACACAACUCAACAUCAACUGUUCAGAGGAGACUGUGUGAAUCAGGCCUUCAUGGUUGAAUUGCUGCAAAGAAACCACUACUAAAGGACACCAAUAAUAAGAAGAGACUUGCUUGGGCCAAGAAACACGAGCAGUGGACAUUAGACCGGUGGAAAUGUGUCAUUUGGUCUGGAGUCCAAAUUUGAGAUUUUUGGUUCCAACCGCCGUGUCUUUGUGAGACACGCGGUGUGGGUGAACGGAUGAUCUCCGCUUGUGUAGUUCCCACCGUAAUGCAUGGAGGAGGAGGUGUUAUGGUGUGUGGGUGCUUUGCUGGUGACACUGUCUGUGUUUUAUUUAGAAUUCAAGGCACACUUAACCAGCAUGGCUACCACAGCAUUCUGCAGCGAUACGCCAUCCCAUCUGGUUUGGGUAUAGUGGGACUAUCAUUUGUUUUUCAACAGGACAAUGACCCAACACACCUCCAGGCUGUGUAAGGGCUAUUUUACCAAGAAGGAGAGUGAUGGAGUGCUGCAUCAGAUGACCUGGCCUCCACAAUCCCCCGACCUCAACCCAAUUAAGAUGGUUUGGGAUGAGUCGGACCGCAGAGUGAAGGAAAAGCAGCCAACAAGUGCUCAGCAUAUGUGGGAACUCCUUCAAAACUGUUGUAAAAGCAUUCCAGGUGAAGCUGGUUGAGAGAAUGCCAAGAGUGUGCAAAGCUGUCAUUAAGGCAAAGGGUGGCUAUUUGAAGAAUCUAAAAUAUAACAUUUUGACUUAACACUUUUUUUUGGUUACUUCAUGAUUCCGUAUGUGUUAUUUCAUAGUUUUGAUGUCUUCACUAUUAUUCUACAAUGUAGAAAAUAGUAAAAAUAAAGAAAAACCCUUGAAUUAAUAGGUGUUCUAAAACUUUUGACCGGUAGUGUACAUACAGUGCAUUCGGAAAGUAUUCAGACCCUUGACUUUUUCCACAUUUUGUUACAUUACAGGCUUAUUCUAAAAUUGAUUAAAUACAACUUUUUCCUCAUCAAUCUACACACAAUACACCAUAAUGAUGAAGCGAAAACAGGUUUGUAUACAUUUUUGCAAAUUUAUAAAAAAAAUAAACUGAAAUAUCUUAUUUACAUAAGUAUUCAGAGACUUGAAAUUGAGCUCAGGUGCAUUCUGUUUCCAUUGAUCAUCCGUGAGAUAUUUCUACAACUUCAUUGGAGUCCACCUGUGGUAAAUUCGAUUGGACAUGAUUUGGAAAGGCACACACCUGUCUAUAAAAGGUUCCACAGUUGACAGUGCAUGUCAGAGCAAAAACCAAGCCAUGAGGUUGAAGGAAUUGUCCGUAGAGCUCCGAGACACAGGAUUGUGUUGGGGCACAGAUCUGGGGAAGGGUACUAAAAGAUUUCUGCAGCAUUGAAGGUCCCCAAGAACACAGUGGCCUCCAUCAUUCUUAAAUGGAAGAUUUUUGGAACCACCAAGACUCUUCCUAGAGCUGGCCGCCCAACCAAAGCUCCAGAGUUCCUCUGUGGAGAUGGGAGAACCUUCCAGAAGGACAACCAUCUCUGCAGCACUCCACCAAUCAGGCCUUUAUGGUAGAGUGGCCAGACAGAAGCUGCUCCUCAGUAAAAGGCACAUGACAGCCCGCUUGGAGUUUGCCAAAAGGCACCUAAAGACUCAGACCAUGAGAAACAAGAUUCUCUGGUCUGAUGAAACCAAGACUGAACUCUUUGGCCUGAAUGCCAAGCGUCACGUCUAGAGGAAACCUGGCACCAUCCCUACGGUGAAGCAUGGUGGUGGCAGCAUCAUGCUGUGUGGAUGUUUUUCAGCGGCAGGGAUUGGGAGACUAGUCAGGAUCGAGGGAAAGAUUAAUGGAGCAAAGUACAGAGAGAUCCUUGAUGAAAACCUGCUCUUGAGAGCUCAGGACCUCAGACUGGGGCGAAGGUUCACCUUCCAACAGGACAAACACCCUAAGCACACAGCCAAGACAAUGCAGGAGUGGCUUCGGGACAAGUUUCAAUGUCCUUGAGUGGCCCAGCCAGAGCCUGGAAUUUAACCCGAUCUAACAUCUCUGGAGAGACCUGAAAAUAGCUGUGCAGCGACGCUCUCCAUCCAACCUGACAAAGCUUGAGAGGAUAUGCAGAGAAGAAUAGAAACUCCCCAAAUACAGUUGUGCCAAGCUUGUAGCAUCAUACCCAAGAAGACUCUAGGCUGCCAAAGGUGCUUCAGCAAAGUACUGAGUAAAUGGUCUGAAAUACUUAUGUAAAUGUAAUAUUUCAGUUUUGAUUUAUUUUUAAUAAAUUAUGAAACAUUUCAAAACCCGUAUUUGCUUUGUCAUUAUGGGGUAUUGUAUGAGUGAGUGAUGAGGGAAAAAAACAAUUUAAUCAAUUUUAGAAUAAGGCUGUAACGUAACAAUGUGGAAAAAGUGAAGGGGUCUGAAUACUUUCCGAAUGCACUGAUGGAUGCAUACACACAGAGUAGAAUAUUGGACACCUAAUCCAAAGACAUUAAGAUUCCUAAGGGCUUUGACCAAAUAUACACUACCCACUGUAACUAACAUCUGAUUGUUCUGUUUACACCACUCAGGACUGGACAUCCUGCGUGUGAUCAACGAGCCCACAGCUGCAGCGAUGGCGUACGGGUUACACAAGGUGGAUGUGUUCAACGUGCUGGUGGUAGACCUGGGAGGAGGAACGCUGGACGUCUCUCUGCUCAACAAACAGGGGGGCAUGUUCCUCACCAGAGCCAUGGCAGGUAAGACUCUAAUCGACUCUCAACUCCUUAUCAUGUUGUAGAUACGCAUGGUUUAGUUGGUGUCAUUUUCAUUUAUCUUCUGGAAUUAAAUUGGGCAUACAGUACAAGUGGAACAUUUGCCAUAUUGUAGUUAAAGAGGACCAUUUCCAAUUGGCACAACUAAUUCAAACCAGACAGUACAUGAUAAUGACUUGAAAUUAACCUCAAUACAACACUAACAGAUAUUAUUCUUGGGCUCAGAGAAUUAUCCUUGCUGUUGUGUCCUCGUUUCCUAGGUAACAACAAGCUGGGGGGACAGGACUUCAGCCAGAGGCUGCUCCAGUACACCAUGGAGAGGGUCCACCUACAGUACGGCAUUCCCCCCACCCUCAAAGAGGACAUCCACCGCCUCCGCCAGGCAGUGGAGGCUGCCAAGCUUAACCUCACCCUGCAGCCCAGCGCCCACCUCAGGGUACCCCUGCACCUGGAGCCCCAAGGGGACCCCAAGCAACCACCACAGGGGCCCGCCAAGGACCCAAUCCCAGUCAUCUUCCAAGCAGUCAUCACCCGUGAGCUGUUUGAAGAGUUGAACGCCGACCUCUUCCAGAAGAUUCUGGCGCCUGUAGAGACAGUGCUGGCCGAGGGCCACCUGGGGAAGGAGGAAGUGGAUGAGAUAGUUCUGGUGGGAGGCUCCACCCGCAUCCCUAGGAUCAGGAAGCUGAUCAGUGAGUACUUUGGGAAGGAGCCCAACACCUCGGUGGACCCAGACUUGGCAGUGGUGACCGGGGUGGCCAUCCAGGCUGGCAUCAUGGGCGGCUCCUGGCCCCUACAGGUCAGCGCUAUAGAGAUCCCCAACAGACACCUCCGCAAGACCAACUUCAAUUGAUCUAGUCUAGAGGUAGCAAGGGACACAAGGAUGCCACCAGACAGAUACUUGCCAUAUUAAAGGAUGGUCUGCAUUUUUAACUGUUAAUUGUCCUUCUCCAUCUUCACCAGGUGUGCAAUAGUAUCAUGAGGUUAAAAUAUUAUCUUCUUCAGCUGUAAUAAUAGCCACUGGAAUAUAUUCACAGAGAAACUCAAAUUACACAAUCACUUUUGAACUGCCAUCCCAAUUUAUUAGACCAACUGUAGUAGGUUGAAAAUGGUGUUCAAUUCAUGGGAACAACCUUUAUUUCUAGAGAACUGUGACCAGCCAAGACAC